Messenger RNA from Pygocentrus nattereri (red-bellied piranha), 1403 nucleotides. Its product is annotated as CD209 antigen-like protein E. The coding region runs from base 49 to 867 and encodes 272 amino acids. The record is from RefSeq and is a predicted model, not a curated record. The transcript is spliced from 5 exons. Lineage: Eukaryota; Metazoa; Chordata; Actinopteri; Characiformes; Serrasalmidae.
GACUGCAGUGGAGACUUCACAUCUGCAGAAACAGCAAAAACCCUCUUAAUGGCAUCAACACGUUUACAGAAGAUCAAAGAGCUGAAGAUGAAUGAGGAUAUAUAUGCAAAUUCAGGAAUUACAGACAACAGCAAUGAUUAUGAGGACAUCUACGCCAAUGAAGAUGAUGUCGCAGAGACGAGUGUCACCAGAAGCCAUAAAGGAACUAUGACCUCAGUUUCCAGAGUCAAUACGGUAGAAAGAAGAUACUGCAGACUGACUGCAGUGUGUCUGGGGCUGCUGUGUGUUCUCCUGCUGACUGCCAUCACAGUGCUGUGGAUCAAGUUCAACAACCUGACUACAGAGAGAGACCAGAUACAGACCAGCUACAUCAAUCUGACUAGAGAGAGAGACCAGAUACAGACCAAUAAUGAGAACAUGGCAAAUGAGAUGGGCCAAUUACAGAAAGAAAAGGAAACGCUUCAGAAGAAUUUGGCAGAAUUAGAGCAAGAAAAGAAAACUUCCAGUUUCUACUACAUCUCUACUGAGAAGAAGAGCUGGAGUGAGAGCAGAAAGUUCUGCAGAGAGAGAGGAGCAGACCUGGUGAUCAUAAACAGCAGAAAGGAACAGGAGUUCAUCAGUGAAGCAUUUGGCAGCUCUGAAUCUUGGAUUGGUCUGACUGAUGUUGACACAGAGGGGGUCUGGAAUUGGGUGGACAAAUCAACACUGACCGCUAAGUUCUGGUGGACAGGGGAACCCAAUGAUUAUGGAGGAAAUGAGGACUGUGCUGUAACUGGCUAUAAAUAUCCUGGAUCUGAACGAGUCUCAACCUGGGCUGAUUAUCCCUGUGAUCGUCCUGCAGUUGGAAUCUGUGAGAAAAGAUUUUAGUUUAGUCUACAUGAGGGUGAACAGCAGGACCUGAGUUUGUCUGUAUGUUUAAGAUUAUAUAUGAAAUAUAUUUUACACUCAUACAGCAUUUAUCUUACAUUUUUGAAAAAAUAUGGAUUUACUUGCAUCAAAGAAAAUAGUAAACUUUUGAAUUCUGCGUGAACUUUAGUAGCAAAUCAGUUACUGCCUGACAAGCUUUUGAGCCUGGCACAGGCUACAGGGACGGUUAAUCUUUUAUGCUAAUGGAGCUGUAGUUCAUGACGCUGCGUCAUGGGGAAAUUAGUCAUUUCUUCAUCUGAAUGUUAUGAAAACAGAGGAUAUGGUUGUUGAUUUUAGGAAGUCUUUAACACAGCCCAUACCUACAUUCAUGAUUCUGAUGUUAGCUGUGUUUAACUACUACUGUCAUUAGUUACUACUGUCAAACCUGCCACUGUCAUCGUAUGUCACCUUUGCCACAAGACAGUUCCUGAAAAUUCUGUAUAUUUAAAAAAAUGAACCUUUUAAGACUGUUUUUAAGCAGCUUUGACCGUUGAUGU